AUGUCUCCUGUCAAGAUCUUAUUCAGUCCAGAAGCGUACCCUCAUGGGUAUCCACCAAUUCUCGAAAAUAUCACGCAGGAUAAUGUCUAUAGUUGGACACCUUUACUCCAGCACAAAUGCUCAUUUCCAACAGAGAUCUUCUCACAGGUUAUGUUGAAUUUGAUACGAAACCCGAACAUCAACUCGAAUUACCUUUUUCGAGCUGAUAUAUCUUUGGAACAGUUGUUGGAUGAGAGCUUCCAGAAUGAUACUACGAUUCCUGCGAGGAUCAUUCAAUUUCGCAACUACACUCUACAGAAAGUUAUGGUAAGAACUAUGAUACCGAGAAAUACUCUAAAAGAUAGGCCACUCGAUCAAACAUGUCUCUUCUACCAACAUACUACAGAUACUGAUACUGGGAACAUUCAAUCUUUGGUCAUAUAUCUCCCUCAUAUAUCCUCUCCUGACGAGUCACCAUUCUAUCACCCUAAAGUCUAUGGAAUUGCUUUCCAGCAUACUUUCAAUCCUGAAACGCAAGACGGAAUGAUUGCAAUACAUUAUGCAUUCUUCGACUCCGAACCCCGCACUCAAAAACUUGAAAGAACAGCUGAGCAUUUACUAGCUGCUCUAUACAAGCACGGACAAGGGACUGCCGCAGGAUAUGUCAAGAAGGUUCAUCAUGAUACCAUUAUACCCCAAGCUAUUGUCCAGAAUACAUAUGCUAGACUCAAGGUUAAGUAUGCAAAGACUUUGAUUGAAAAUUGGGCUGAGUCGACUAAUCCUGAAAAGCAUGUUUUCGAGGAUCUGAAUAUUGCAGCAUUCCUCAUCGAACUUUGGGCCGAUACUUAUAAAGACACUGAAUUUCCAGGUUAUGUUGACAUUGGCUGUGGGAAUGGACUGCUUGUUCACAUUUUGUCUGAGGAAGGUUAUAAAGGUUGGGGAUUCGAUGCUAGAGAACGAAAAUCAUGGAGUGUGUUCGGGUCAAAAACGCGAGAUAAACUAGAAGAACUUGUCUUGAUACCCUCGAUUCUAUAUUCGGAGCCAAAUGAAAAUCAAACCUCAGGACCAGAUAUUCAUGAUGGAACGUUUCCUAAGGGAACAUUCAUCAUCUCAAAUCACGCCGAUGAGUUAACUCCAUGGACACCUAUCCUUGCCAAUAUCUCCCAAUCUCCAUUUAUGAUGAUUCCAUGUUGUAGCCAUGCUCUGAGCGGUGCAAGAUGUAGAGCACCGCCACCCAAAGGAUCUGAAGGUACACCGUCGGCUUACGCUUCUCUCGUUGCAUGGGUUGCGGGACUCGCUGAAGGAUGUGGAUGGGAAGUUGAGAAGGAAUGGCUACGAAUACCCAGUACGAGAAAUGCAGCUUUGAUUGGACGAAGACGAAAGCUAGAUUACGAAGAGAUCGAUGUGGGAGAUUUUGUCGUUGCACACGGUGGAGCUGCAGGCUGGAAGGAUAAUGCAAUGAAGUUGGUGACGGGGAAAGCAAAAAAUCAUUGA
Messenger RNA from Sclerotinia borealis F-4128, 1473 nucleotides. The record is from the annotation of a GenBank genome assembly. NCBI's taxonomy places the organism in Eukaryota, Fungi, Ascomycota, Leotiomycetes, Helotiales, Sclerotiniaceae.